AUGGGCCAUUGGUUAAAUGGGGAGUGGGAAUGGGUGUUCAAAUGGAGGAGAGGGCUGAGAGGGCGAGAAGUGGGGUGGUUAGAGGCGAUGUUGGGGGAGUUGAGGACAAAAUGUUUAACAGAGGGUAGGCGGGACAGGUGGACUUGGAGGCAGGAUGGGGAGGGGAUUUAUACAGUUAACUCUUCUUAUUUAUUUUUGCAGGCUCAAAACUUGGAGGAAGAAGACCCAGUGUUGAAACUGGUUUGGUCAGCACCAGUCCCCUCUAAUGUCAAAGCAUUCAUUUGGCGUUUACUGAAGGAUAGAAUCCAAACCAGGGACAACCUUUGCAAGAGGCAGGUUCUGACAAGGGGAGAGGGGUCUACAUGCCCGUUAUGUCGACAAGAGGAGGAAACAAGUAUGCAUUUAUUCUCCAGGUGUGCUGUUUCAAAUCCAGUUUGGUAUGCUUGCUUUGCCUGGCUUGGUGUCUUCUCGGCUGUGGCGGCCUCACCGCGGGAUCAGAUGUUGCAAUUCCCAUUCUUUGGCAUUAACAAAAAUCAGAAGGCAGGAGAAAUUGCCAUUUGGAUGGCACUGGUAUGGUCUAUUUGGUUGACACGGAACAAGGUAAUUUUUCAGGGGGGUGCCUUUGAUCCUAACCAGAUUCUAGAAUUGGCUCAGUUGAGAGCAUGGCAGUGGCUGAGGGCAAAGGUGGAUGGCUUUAUGUAUUCAUGGUUUGAGUGGAAGGAGAAUCCAGGGGUAUGCAUUCUUUCUUUAUAG
Molecule: messenger RNA, 753 nt
Organism: Lotus japonicus
Lineage: Eukaryota; Viridiplantae; Streptophyta; Magnoliopsida; Fabales; Fabaceae
Exons: 1
Coding region: 1-753 (250 amino acids)
Source: RefSeq, a predicted model, not a curated record